Messenger RNA from Rhopalosiphum padi (bird cherry-oat aphid), 727 nucleotides. RefSeq lists its product as uncharacterized. NCBI's taxonomy places the organism in Eukaryota, Metazoa, Arthropoda, Insecta, Hemiptera, Aphididae. Gene Ontology annotation, molecular function: DNA binding. The transcript is spliced from 2 exons. Bases 134 to 604 code for a protein of 156 amino acids. The record is from RefSeq and is a predicted model, not a curated record.
GAUUCAACCAUAAUUUAAUAAAAAAAAUCCAAAUUUUCAACUCCUUAAUUAAGAGCUGCAAAAGUGGUAUUUCAGCUUCAAAAUUCAAGGGUUGGUUUUAUUUUCCGUAAAAAAUAAUUGGGUGACUUGGAACAUGCCGAACUAUUAUAAACGAACACCCGGCAGUCGUACUUACCGAAAUUUUUCUGAAGAAACUUUAGAUAAUGCAUUGAACGAAAUCCGAAAUUAUAGAUUGACUUACCGACAGGCUUCUGAUAAGUAUGGAAUACCAAUAAGCACUUUAAGUAGGAAAAAAAACCAACUAAAUCUUAAUCCCCACGGUGGCCAAACAGCUUUAACUUCCACUGAAGAAGGUAAUAUUGUAGAAACAAUAUUAUUUGCAUCUGAUUGGGGUUACCCUUUUGAUAGGGAAGAAGUUAAGAGAUUGAUCAAGUCAUACUUAGAUCGUUCCGGCCGAAAAAUAAAAAUAUUUAAAAACAAUAAACCUGGCGAUGAUUGGUACACACGUUUUGUAUCCAGACAUUCUGGUCUUUUGAAACCUAGACUUUCCGAGAAUAUCAAAAGAUCACGAGCUGCUGUCUCAAGAACUACUAUCAAUUAUUAAUAUGUUUGUUAAAUUUAUUUUGUGAGCAAAGACUGCAACUUAUAAGAAAAAGUAUUAUUUUGUAAUAAACAGUUUUAAAAAAAUGUUAAAUUGUUUUUAAAUUAAUAAAAAUAUGGUUUUAAA